Molecule: messenger RNA, 2482 nt
Organism: Gymnogyps californianus (California condor)
Lineage: Eukaryota; Metazoa; Chordata; Aves; Accipitriformes; Cathartidae
Gene: PTPA
Product: protein phosphatase 2 phosphatase activator
Exons: 10
Coding region: 45-1010 (321 amino acids)
Biological process (GO): mitotic spindle organization
Cellular component (GO): nucleus; cytoplasm; protein phosphatase type 2A complex
Molecular function (GO): peptidyl-prolyl cis-trans isomerase activity; protein tyrosine phosphatase activator activity
Source: RefSeq, a predicted model, not a curated record
UGAGAGGUGAGGGGUGGCAGCGGCGGUGGCCGGGCUCCGGGAAGAUGGCAGAGAGCGAGCGGCGGGCAGGCGCCUCUGAGGAGGUGGCUCCUCCCCUCCAGCAGAGCUUCAUGAUCCCCAAAAAGGAGAUAAACAUGGUUUCUGACAUGGCCAAGUGGAAGCGCUCUCAGGCAUAUGCAGAUUACAUGGGCUUCAUCCUCACUCUGAAUGAAGGUGUCAGGGGCAAGAAGCUGACCUGCGAAUACAAAGUUUCAGAGCCCGUUGAAAAGCUGGUGGCUCUUCUGAACACCCUUGACAGAUGGAUCGAUGAAACCCCACCAGUGGAUCAACCUUCUAGAUUUGGGAACAAAGCCUUCAGGACCUGGUACGCCAAACUAGACCAGGAAGCAGAAAAGUUGGUGGCAACAGUGAUUCCCAAGCAUUUGGCUGAUGCUGCACCAGAAGUGGCCGUGUACUUGAAGGAAUCUGUGGGGAACUCCACCCGCAUUGACUAUGGCACAGGGCACGAAGCUGCAUUUGCAGCCUUUCUCUGCUGCCUCUGCAAAAUCGGUGUGCUCAGAGUGGAUGACCAGAUGGCCAUCGUCUUCAAAGUAUUUAACAGGUACCUAGAAGUGAUGCGAAAACUUCAGAAGACCUACAGGAUGGAACCUGCUGGCAGCCAGGGCGUGUGGGGCUUGGAUGACUUCCAGUUUCUACCUUUCAUAUGGGGCAGUUCCCAGCUGAUAGACCAUCCAAAUCUGGAGCCUCGACACUUUGUUGAUGAGAAGGUGGUAAACGAAAACCAUAAGGACUUCAUGUUCCUGGAGUGCAUCCUCUUCAUUACAGAGAUGAAGACGGGCCCCUUUGCCGAGCACUCCAACCAGCUCUGGAACAUCAGCGCCGUGCCCUCCUGGUCCAAGGUCAACCAGGGCCUCAUCCGCAUGUACAAGGCAGAGUGCCUGGAGAAGUUUCCUGUGAUCCAGCACUUUAAGUUCGGCAGCCUGCUCCCUAUCCAGCCUGUGACGUCCUAAGGAGGCCGUGGGAGGAGUUGAGGCAGCGGAGGCAUAGCGCGGCGCUCUUCCUCCUCCCCUCACCCCCUCCUCAUCACCUUGCCCGUUACACACAGCCCAUUCAUUCCUGCACAUCCUCAUCGGCAAUCACAGAUCCAAAGCACUCGCCGGCCUUGCACGGGAGACGGGACCUGGAGCGGCUCCUCCUGCACGUCCCCAGCACGGGGAUGUCUCGCCAGCGACCAAGCCGGGGCUGUGCUUCUCCGCUCUGCUGCGUCCAUGGGCAGCGUGACUGCCGUGUACGGCUCUGGGCAUGUGAAUGGGGUUUGAGUAGGGGCUGCCUUGCAGCAGAGGCCCUCUGCUUCCCUUCCCGGGAGGAAGGGGGUGUGGAGGGGAGGAAGGCACGUGUGUAUGUGUUGGGCAGUGGUAACUGCAAUUUCCCUUUUGAAUUUCAUUGAAGUUUCCUGUUGCUGUUUGGUUUGGGAAACCGCUGCGAGGGGUGAGGUGUGAGCCUGCACGUGUCUGUAGGCAGCCACCUCUGCUUGCACGGGGAGGUCUGAAAUGGGUAAAGGAAGUUGUAAGGAAUGUCUGUGGGUUGCUGGAAGCCCAGGGUGCCAUCUUUCCCUUUUCUGGGUAAGGAAAGCCCCCUCCCUCCAUCUCUUCUGCAAGAUUCCCUGGGUCUUCCUUUCCCACUACCGCCUCUUCUCUCGGGUGAAGCUGGGAACCUUCUGGGCUGCGGGGGUCUGAGCUGACUCUGGAGCCAGAGACAAGGUCCCUGGAGGGACCCGGCUCUGUGGGAACAGCUAUGCAAAGACACUGCUUGAGCAGUGCCUGCUCAGGUUCCCUCUUAACGGGCACAAAACCUCACAUGUUCGCACAUGUUCAUCGCUGGGUCCAACCUCCCCUCUGCGCUCCCUGUUUCCUCCUCCGUGCUUUGCUGCCCUGGGGCUGGGCUGGCCUCAGCGGCACAAGGUGACCAUGGUUGCUACUGCUUCGUCAUAAAUUGUAGUGACAGCCCCAUAGCAAAGGGAUUUCCCCACGAAGCAGCAUGUUCCCCAGCUCUUUUAGGGAGGCAUCCCCAGAGCAAAGGCAGCAUGGGGAGGCAAGCAUGCAGCUUUACAUGCAUUUAUAUACUUGCGCUGGAAACAAAAAGCAUAAAUAGCCCAGGACAGCAGGUUAUACCUGGAGAAAGCUCAUUCCCUUUGUCAUUCCCUGCUGGCGUUGCUGUGCUGGACCUCGGGCAGAGGGACCACGCUUCCAGUGCCACCAGCAGCGGCGUUUUGAAGGCAGGUGAAUGAACGGAGACGUGGUCCAGAUCAUACCAGCAGCAUCACUAGGAGGGCAGAAACGGCUGGUGCUGGGUUUGAGAUGAGCUGUCGUGUUCACAGGUCUUGACCAAGGUGGACCACAGUUUUGCAGCUGGAGAGGGGAUGUUUCUUUUUGGGGUUCCCAGGCUGGGUAUGAGGGGGACAGGACUCUGGUCUGGUGUUUGC